Molecule: messenger RNA, 1163 nt
Organism: Xenia sp. Carnegie-2017
Lineage: Eukaryota; Metazoa; Cnidaria; Anthozoa; Malacalcyonacea; Xeniidae
Product: spondin-1-like
Exons: 2
Coding region: 100-924 (274 amino acids)
Biological process (GO): cell adhesion
Cellular component (GO): extracellular matrix
Source: RefSeq, a predicted model, not a curated record
AGCUUAUUUAUUUAUCCGACGACACCUGUUAUUUUGUCGGCUCUCUCUCUCGAGAACAUUCAUAUAUCGCUGAAAACUUUCAAACUUUUAAAUUUAAAAAUGCUUUUGGGUUUAUCUUUCUGGUGUGGCGCUUUGUGCUUUGUUAAUGUGCUGUGGUGGAGUGAAGCAAUGGAUUGCCAAGGAACUGCAAGAUAUAGGCUAACAUUCUUAGCCGAAUGGACGAGUCAAAAUCAUAGAGACUUUCCAUCUUGUUGCUUUCCUCAUUUCUCAGAUCUUAUCGGCUGUAGUCACAAUGCUUCUUAUGUGAUGUGGACUCCGGGUAUAUUAGCAACUCCUGGUGUUCAAAAUGUUGCUGAAUUAGGUAGAACUCUUGCACUUGAAAGGGAACUCGACGUUCAAAUACAAAAAAAGAACGUACACCGACGAUAUACUGGUGGUGGAAUAAACCGUGGAACUGGGUCUGUAUCCAUCAACAACAUUGAAGUUACUUCAAAUUAUUCAUUGGUAUCCUUCAUUUCCAUGAUAGCGCCAUCACCUGACUGGUUCGUUGGUGUUCAUGAUUUUGAUUUGUGUAAUGAAACAAGUGGACGUUGGCUCAACUCCAGAGCGAGAGAUUUACCGCUUUACGACUCAGGCACGGAUAGUGGAGCACGUUUCACAAGCGGCGACAAUAUCACAAGUCCUCCAGUAAAAAUUCAUUUGCUUACCAACAAUACCGAAGGUUCUUUAAAAGGUGAUACGCCUGUAAAGAGAUUUGGUACUUUUACCUUCGUCAAGACUUUCGACUCUUUUCCAUCCAUCAAACAAACUCCCACAUCAAACAUACCAACUAUAAGCACCACUAACUUUGCACAUUCUUUUCAACACCUUGAGCUCAUUAAUGUUAUUGUCCUUAGUGCCACAUUCGUCGUUUCGUUUGUAUGAAGAACUUGGACUUUGAUUUUGAACUUUUGCUACUUGCCCAUUUCUCUUGUAGGAUACGGGCAAAUUGCAGAUAAAAAAAUACCUUAUUUAAAUUUUUAAAGGCCUGCAAGUAUAAAACGUUUCUUCGUUUGUGGUGGAACACCAAGAAUUGUUUCUUCAAAGUUAUUUUACUAGCUAGUUAUCUUUACAAAAAAGAAUGUGUACAUUAUCUAAGAGUUUAAUAAUUUUUACAAAACUUA